UUAAACACAAGAACAAAACAAUCGUAUCAGCAUGGAAUCACCGCAGAAACGCGAUGAAGCGUUGAUAAUUUUCUGACAGCCUUCAUCGCGUCCCUCACUCACUCCCAGCGUCGCUGCUCAAGAGGCGUGACUACUGACAAACAUACGAGGAAGAGAACAGCUCGGUCGGGUAAUAUCCACUCAGUUUUCUCCUGGGAAUUAUUCUCGGGGCCAGAUUUGCGGAAGACACCAAAAAAGAUUACCCCAGGGUGUCCGGAGUUCUGCCUUGGACUGUUGUGUGUUUAUCCAUAUCUGGAAUGUAAAUUCCCAUCCUCCGGUACUCCAGACAUCACAAUGGCAACAAUCGUUAUGGAGCAGAUUGGCCGACUCUUUAUUAAUCUGCAGCAGAUGAGGCAGGUUCCCCAGAUGCUCACCGAGACCUUGCCAUGCACAGCCGACACCCUGCGUGACACGGAGGUGCCCCGUUUUUUCCGUGAACGCUACAUUCACUCCGGCUACCGGCCUCUCCACCAGACCUGGCGCUACUACUUCCAGUCACUCUUUCGGCGGCACAACGAGACCAUAAAUGUUUGGACGCACCUAAUUGGAGCGCUAAUUAUCCUCGCGAAAACCGCACGGUUUACCGAAACGGUCGAUUUCAUAAACGACCCUCAUUCCUGGCCGCUCCUCAUUCUGCUCGUGUCAUCAGCGAGCUACUUGACCUUUAGCACCGCAGCCCACCUGUUGGCGGCGAAAUCUGAACUUUGCCAUUACAGCUUCUUCUACCUGGAUUACGUAGGAGUGGCGCUGUAUCAGUUUGGGAGUGCAGUGGUGCACUACUACUACGCCAUUGAGGAAAGCUGGCACGCAUGUGUACGAGGUUGUUUCAUGCCUAUAGCUAGCUUCUUGUGUUGCUUGUCUUGCUUUGGUUGCUGUUAUGGGAAAUAUCGCAAUUACAGCCUUCCUUCCUGGGUUCGUAAAAUUGGCCAAGUUGUGCCUUCAACCCUCGCUUACUGUUGGGACACCAGCCCUGUGUUUCAUCGUUUCAUCAUCUGGUUUCUGUCUUGGAUGAGGGGUGAUUUCAGAAGCAGUCCUGCUCUGCUUUUUCACUUCGGCCAGGUGAUGUUUUUUCUUUCCAGCGCUUUUUUCUUCACUCAUCCUGUUCCCGAGCGCUGGUUUCCAGGUCACUGUGACUUUUUAGGUCAGGGGCAUCAAGUAUUCCAUGUACUGUUGGCUUUGUGCACUGUCUGCCAGAUCCACGCUUCAUAUCUGGACUACUUCAACCGCAGAGACCUCUAUGUGAAACUCCAUGCCGAUGGCGAGGCAUUGUUCUUUGUUGUGCUCUUUAUUUUAACAUUCAUGACUUCUGCUUUGAUAGCCUUGUAUAUGCUUACGAAAGUCAAAAGAUUAGUCGGUUACAGGGAAAAACUAAGUAAAGAAUAGGAAUAGUUUGUCAUGCACUUUAAAGGAGAAGUCCACUUCCAGAACAAAAAUGUACUCACCCUCUUGUCACCCAAAAUGUUCAUGUCUUUCUUUGAGUUAAACAUUUCAGGAUUUUUUUUCAUAUAAUAGACUGAUAUGGUGCCCCGAUUUUGAACUUCCAAAAUGCAGUUUAAAUGCGGCUUCAAACGAUCCCAAAUGUGGUUGUAAACGAUCCCAGCCGAGGAAGAAGAGUCUUGUCUAGCGAAACGAUCGGUUAUUUUCAUUAAAAAAAUAUAAUUUAAGUACUUUUUAUUCUCGAACGCUUGUCUUGCCUUUCUCUUCCUGAACUCUGUGUACUCUGACUCAAGACAGUUAGGGUAUGUCGAAAAACUCCAAUUGUAUUUUUUCCCUCAACUUCAAAAAUCAUUUUAAAAUCAUCCUACAUCGCUGCAGAAGUACCGACACAGUCUUUGCGAAGUGAACAUGCAAAGAAGAUCAAACACCCUUAACAAAAAAGGUAAAACAGUGAUAUAGGACGAGUUUUUUGACAUACCCUAACUGUCAUGAACCAGAAAAAAACAGAUGAGACAAGAUGAGCGUUUGACAUUAAAAGUAUAUAAAUUGCAUUGUUUUUAUGAAAAUAACCAAUCUUUUUGCUAGAUAAGACCCUUCUUCCUGGGAUCGUUUACAACCACAUUUGGGAUCGUUUGAAGCUGCAUUUAAACUGCAUUUUGAAAGUUCAAAAUCAGGCCACCAUAUCAGUCCAUUAUAUGGAGAAAAAUCCUGAAAUUAUCCCUCAAAAAACCUAAUUUCUUUAUGGCUGAAGAAAAAAAGGCAUGAACAUCUUGGAUGACAAGGGGUGAGUACAUUAUCUACCAAUUUCUGUUCUGGAAGUGGACUUUAACGGUAGAUGGUCAGCGUUUGGACACACUUUCAAGGAGCGUUACAGUCAUGGGCUGAUCAAAAGGUUUAUUCAAGUAGUGAUUCUGCUGGUUUCUGGAUCAAUAUUCUUGUUGGUCCUGUAACAACAUUCCUAUCAUCAAAUUCGAUUACAGUGUUAGGUUAGGGAUCAUGCUAUGACUGUGUUUGUUUUAUAUAUGUGCUGUUCAAGGACUGAACUUUGAGCAAAUGCUUAACGUUCAAAUGGAUCAUCUUCUGUGUUAGCAUUUUUGAAUGUGAACUGCUUCUGUUAAAGUGAUAGUUCACCCAAAAAAGUUCAUUUUGUCUUUAUUUUCUCUUGACUUUGACUUUCUUCUACAGAAGAACAAAAAUUGGAGAAUGUUGGUAACCAAACAGUUUUGAGUAUUGACUUUUGUUUUCACAGCAGAACAUAAGUCAUACAGGUUUGAAACGAGACAUUGAAGAGUAAAUGAUGACAGGAUUUUCAUUUUUAGGUGAACUACCCUUUAAUAUUGAUCCGAUGAUGUACCUUACUUCAGUUACACACCAGCUCAAUUAAACAUGAGAGAAACCAGCAUGCAGUAUUGAGAAUGUAGAAAAAUGUUUGAAUAUUUAGGUGUUUAGAUGUCUAUUUUACUUGAAGUAUGUAAAUUCUAGAUUUUAUGAAUGCUCACAAAGGUACAUCAUUAGUCAUCAUAUUGGCUUUUGGGAUAGUAAAAAUGACAAUCUGUCUUAAAUUCUAUAUCAGUGAUUCUGUGAUUGUUUAUUUUUUUAAUGUGUUCUACACAUGGAUAGUAUUACCAGUUCAAUCACGAUCACUAAUGUGCCUUAAUGAGCAUUUUAGAUGAGCCUGUGAUUCUUAACGUGCACAUCUUGUGUGAUUGGUAACAACAGUAGCACUGUAUUAUUGAGAUUACUUGUAUUGUUUUGAAUGGGCAGUGUACUGAUUUUCUUUAUAGCAUUAUUGCACAUACCAAUCCCUUUUACUGCGCUUUAAUCAAACAAACCAGUGCCUACUUACAAUAUAACCAGUCAGUUGUCUGGAUAUUAAAGGGAAAGGCAAUGAAGAAACACUUUACCACAUCUACCAUUUGUGCCAUCCUUAUUCAUCCUAUAUAUAUUGUUAUUGCUUUUACUGUUUAUGUAAAAAGGACACCCAGUACUUUGUUUGUCCCGACUGGGAUCCUUAAUUAAAGCACUAAAUAAUGUACCACAGUGUAUAAUGCCUACUACUGUUUGACAGUAUGUGAAUCGGAACGAAAUUAUUAAAAAUAAGUAUUUGAAAUCAA
This is a messenger RNA of Labeo rohita (rohu), 3590 nucleotides long. It is a transcript of the gene paqr7a, whose product is annotated as progestin and adipoQ receptor family member VII, a. Lineage: Eukaryota; Metazoa; Chordata; Actinopteri; Cypriniformes; Cyprinidae. The record is from RefSeq and is a predicted model, not a curated record. Gene Ontology annotation, cellular component: plasma membrane. Gene Ontology annotation, biological process: response to steroid hormone. Bases 334 to 1422 code for a protein of 362 amino acids. The transcript is spliced from 2 exons. Gene Ontology annotation, molecular function: steroid binding; nuclear steroid receptor activity.